This is a messenger RNA of Perca flavescens (yellow perch), 3303 nucleotides long. RefSeq names its product SH3 domain containing ring finger 2 (gene sh3rf2). Gene Ontology annotation, biological process: positive regulation of JNK cascade; negative regulation of apoptotic process; protein ubiquitination. The transcript has 12 exons. NCBI's taxonomy places the organism in Eukaryota, Metazoa, Chordata, Actinopteri, Perciformes, Percidae. The record is from RefSeq and is a predicted model, not a curated record. Gene Ontology annotation, molecular function: ubiquitin protein ligase activity; protein binding. The coding region runs from base 295 to 2910 and encodes 871 amino acids.
GUCUGGUUGCGGUUGAGACCUCGUUAACACCUUCUUCUAACUCUAAUUUCCCCAGGUGGAAUUCGUGUCGGCAUAAAUUGUGUCGGCGAAUGUAAAGCUCACGCGCCUGUCUUGCGUCGUACUGUGGCGUCCUCAGCGCACUGCGUCAUGGCGACAGCGGUGAAAAAGUUACGCAUUUCCUAACCGGACUGUGCGGCGUAUUACUGUGGCAGUCAGCACAUACAUGUUAUAGUGGAUUACAGUGUGUCAGAGGCAGCAGGAGCCCUAGUCCCAAAGAGAGGUGGCUCUUUUAAAAUGGAGGAGCUGGCUCUAAGUGCCUUGCUGGAAUGUCCUCUGUGUCUUGAGCCACUGGAUGUGUCAGCCAAGGUGCUGCCCUGCCAGCACACUUUUUGUAUGUCCUGCCUGCAGAUGCAGGAGACAGCGCACUCCCAGCUGCUCUGCCCAGAGUGUCGCGCUCCUGUACCGGCCAGGACGGUGGAGGAGCUUCCUGCUAACUUGCUGCUAGUGCAACUCCUGGAGGGGCUCCGGGGCUCCCAGGGGCCCAGCAGGGACAGACAGACAGCCCGUUACGCAGUACCCUCGGUCAGGGGAGGCUUGAGAGUUAGGGAGGGUCAGCAGCAGCAGCAGCAGCAGCAGCAGCAGCAGCAGGAGAGUCAACACAGAGAGAAGCAAGGGCACAAUGAGCUUGCUCUCAGAGCUUUCAUGCGAAACCAACGAGGUGAUUCGUCAGAAGAGCCGGUCCUCGCGCCAGGUAACGGGAUCACCCCAAAACACAAAGUGGAUGAGAGCUGGAACCACGGAAACACCGGUGAGAGUAGCAGUGCAUCCGUCACUGCCAGUACGCUGCAGGCCGUCAGCCAGAUGCCACAGCCCCUCCAGCAGUCCCAACCUCCAGCUCUCUGCAGGGCGCUGCAUGACUUUAACCCCGAAGAGAGGAAUCUGGAAGACAGUAAAUAUUGUCUCAGCUUCCUCAAGGGAGACAUCCUUACUGUCAUCCGACGGGUGGAUGAACACUGGAUUGAAGCCAAGCUUGGUGAGAAAGUUGGAAUUUUCCCUCUGCAGUUUACAGAGCAUCUCUCUCAGCACCAGUCAACCCUUCCUAGCUUAUUGGAUGAUACUUAUGCUCCUGCCUGCCUGCCUGUCCAACAAGUUGUAGGGCCAAACCCAGUGGCUGCCAAACUGCUAGAGGGAAAGAAUCGGAGGAAGAGUGACUCAGAAUUGACACGGACUGGGAGUGGGGGCAAAGACAAGACCACUGACGUAUCCAAUAGGACCACCCAUUACAGAGUCCUUCAAGUCCCAGCAAAGACACCCAUGAUCAAUGCUUUGCCCCUCUCCAACCAGCGGAAACAGCCCGCAGCCAGCAGCAUCAACUUUUAUCCAACUACCAAAGGAGAGACAACCAAUAUCAGCACUUUCAACAGCUUCAACCGUCAGGGUCAGCCACACCACCGCUCUGUGUCUCUUGCUGCCCGGGGCCACUCUCAUCCAUCUAGAGUAAACUCUCAGCGAAUUAGACGCCACUCUGACACUACACACAGACACCUGUUACAGAGUGAGAAGAAGAUGACCAGUGAGACUCCACCCAACAUUGCUAUGGCUCUGGUAAACCCCCAAAUGUCCUCUGCCUCUGCAGACAGCAAAAACUCCACACAGCAGCUCUCCAUCAGUGUGUGUGCCGUCCUGUACUCCUACAAACCACGACGGCCUGAGGAGCUGGAGCUCAGGAAAGGAGAGAUGGUGGGAGUGUACGGAAAGUUCAAAGAAGGCUGGCUGCGUGGGUUAUCGCUCAGAACAGGCAAAGUGGGCAUUCUGCCCAGCAACUACAUCACGCCUGUGCUCAGAACCUCGGCCAGACUUCUGGAGACCAAAGCAGCUAAUGGGUCCACACAGUACAACACAGUGGCUGGAAAGAAACCCACAGCUGCUAAGAAUCCUGCUGUGGUCCUUGCUCUUGAUAGGGUAAACUCUGAUGGAGCGAUAUACUCAACAGGACAGGUCCCAUCUGUGCCAAAUGGAGCACAGCAUGCAAUGUCAUCCACUGGCGCUGGGAAACCGUCCCUUUAUGGGGGUUCACAAGGUUGGGACACUGUAAGGCGCAUCUUUAACCCUCAUAGAGGCUCAAACCAUUUCUCCCAUACUUCCAAUCUGAACACCCUGUCCAACUCACAGCACUUUGCACAAGUUCAGGCAUCCGGCUACUCACCUGCCCUGCAGAGAAAGAAAUACAGCAGCAUCCUGUCCAACUCUGGCAGACCACGGGGCUGGAUGACUGAGCCAGCAGCGCCCUCUGCUGCUGCAGUCUUUAAGGACAGGGACUUCACUGCUUCACAUGAGGCAACGUUUCAGCAAGACAGACAGCCUCCCAAUGGGCCUCACUCUAUUCUAGUCAGACCUGACUCACACAAGAAUAAUACAGAGAAGCGAGCAAAGUCAGUGCGGUUCUUCACAGAUGAAGACUCCCCUCCUCCAAGACCUCGGACCUCCUCCUGGUCGUCAGGAAAUCAUGUUCCCUCCAACUCCCGCCCUGGCCCCCCUGCUUUAGAAGUGUGGGCCCCAUCGCUCACGCUGGGAAGAGACGGGCCGGGGAUCAUUCUCAAAGAAGGAAAAGCUCCUAUUCUCAGAAAAGGCAACGAAACUGCCACCUCAGAUCUAAAUUCUAACCCGCAAAAACCAAUGUUGUCACAGCCGUCGCUAUCAGCCGUGUCAGCUCAGUUUAGCCCCAGCAGACACAGAGUGACGACAACACAUUUAGCCCAGACAGACUCAGAGUUUAGUCUGCUUCAAGGAGAGUUGGUCCUUGUCCACAGACCUCGACCUGAUGGACGGAUUCUAAUUACUCAGGAGAGCAGUGGGCAGACAGGCUUAUUUCACAGCAUCGUUCUUCAAGCCCUCGAGAGGCUCAGCUGACUGUGUAGUACUACUGUAGUAGUGUAUAUUACUAUAUUCCAUGUGUUCAAAUUGCCAAAUGACUUGACUAACCUACUGAGGUGUUGAGGUUCAAGGUUAAUACUGCCAUUGACAAUCCUUUGAAGCUGUUUAUUUUGAUCCUGAGUGCAUAUGAGAGUGUGGUUAAAUUUCCCAGAGACAUAUUGUGUGAUCUUCAAUGUAUGUGCAUGUUUGUUACACAUGUACUAUUAUAAGAUUUGCACAAAAUCCCACCUAAUGACUGUUCCUUGUUACACGCAUUGGUGAGUGCCUUUGUCAUAACCCACAAAGAAACAAACUAUAUUUAAAUAUAUUUAGUGAAAUGAUGAGGUAAAAUAUAUGUACUGCUUAUGUGGUAAUAAACUAUACUUCCAG